Molecule: messenger RNA, 774 nt
Organism: Brenthis ino (lesser marbled fritillary)
Lineage: Eukaryota; Metazoa; Arthropoda; Insecta; Lepidoptera; Nymphalidae
Source: the annotation of a GenBank genome assembly
AUGCCGAAAUCAAGUACAAGUCAACGAAAAAAUAAAAGUAGGACAUGUGAACGUUCUCCGAGCCCUGGGCUGCUCCAACAACUCCAGGCGAUUGUUUCUCGUCUGAAUGUGUUGGAAGACAAUUCCAGGUUAGGUUCAACUAGUGUGGCUACCAUUGGCGGGCAGCCCGUAGUGGAGUCGCCGGGUCCGGCGGUAGGCACCAUAGUGUCGCGUGCACCAUCUACAUCGCGAACGACGUGUGUGACGCCUCCACUGCCGUCUGUGCACGCUUCGCAGGUCUCCGCCAAUGAUAGCGCUGCUAUUGAGGUAGCCGACAAGAUUCUGGCCAGACAAAGAGCAUCUCAAUUGCUGGAUCAAAAUAGAAAACAGCAAGACACUCGAGUAAAUGAACGGCGCAAGCCCCCACAUGUUUUUCAUGAAAAUGACAUGGUCUUCGUACAUAAGAACAGUCAAUCUGUGGGCAAACUUGACUCUGGCAUGCGCGGUCCGUACAAAGUUGUGCGCGCAUUGCCUCAUGGUCGAUACGAGCUGAAGCUUAUUUCUGGCUCACUCGGGAAGACCACAGAAGCUGCUGCUGAGCAUAUAAGUGCUUGGCACGGAGAAUGGACACCAGAUGUGUGCGCCGUAUUCUUCGAGUGUGAUGAGAAUGAGAGCUGCUCUGACGAUAGCAUCAUCGCUGGCCCGUCGCACCUACGUGACGUCACCAUAGCUGAAAGAGCGGGCGAGGGCGCUCCGCCGUCAGGAGAGGCCGUGUUAGCGGAGAAUGCUCAAGAA